GCUGUCCUGCAAAUUAAUAAUGUAUAGUUAUAAAACUAAAUUACCGUUACUCGCAACAAUUAACGAAGUAUUUAAAGCGAACACCUUGCAAGCGAUGCGCAAAAGUUCGCAAAAUGGCCUACGAAGCGAAGCCGCCAGGUGUCAAGCAAUUAUUUCGCACGCAUUGGACCGUGUGGAAGUGGCUGGGUCAGGUGAUCCAUCCGCAGUAUCCAAAACUGCACAUCGCCUAUACGGUACUGCUGAAUGUCGGCUUCAGCAUCGGCUAUCCACUGCACUUGCUGCUUGGUCUGUUGAAUCUGAAGUCGCUGCAAGAGGUGCUGCUCAAUCUCACCAUCAGCGUGCCCGUCGCUAUCUGCACGCUGAAGUAUUUUAAUAUUUGGCGGAAUUUGGACAAGGUGCGCCAUUUGGAGCAAACGUACAAUACACUUUACGCGCGCAUAGAUCACCCCGAAGAGUGGCUGUACUACCGCAAAAUAAUCAUACCGUACGCUCUAAAAGUUUUGCACUUGUUCUAUUUCAUUUGUGUGGGCACGGCCAUCACGUCGGAGCUGACGCUGCUGAUUGUGGGACUCGCCUAUGAGUGGCGCCUCAUGUACCCGGCCUAUUUCCCCUUCGAUCCGUAUGCCAGUAUCGGCGGCUAUGUCGCGGCGCAUUUGUUCCAGAUUAUCGGUCUUCUGGUGCAACUGGCGGAGAAUCUGGUGAGCGACACUUACGGUGGCAUGUGUCUGUCGUUGCUGGCGGGGCACGCGCAUUUGCUGGGCCAGCGUGUGGCCCGCAUUGGCUAUGAUGAGCAGAAGACGCAGGAGGAGAACAACCGCGAAUUGGUGGAUUGCAUUGUGGACCACAACAUGCUGUUCGAUUGUCAUCGCACACUGACCGAUAUAAUCGGCUUGGGCUUGUUUAUGCAAAUCAUCUCAGCGAGUCUCAUUAUGGGCGUUGUGAUAAUCUACCUGAUAUUCUUUGUUGGCAAUUCCUUUGAGUACGUCUAUUAUGGACUCUUUCUGUUCGCCUGUAUAAUGGAGGUAUUCCCCACUUGUUACUACGCCACGUACUUCGAGAUCGAGUUCGAAAAGUUAACCUACAUGAUGUUCUCCUGCAACUGGAUGCACCAGAACCGUCAGUUCAAGCAGAAUCUGAUUGUGUGUGUGGAGCAGUCGCUGAAUACUCGUUAUUUUCAUGUCGGAGGCAUGUUUCGCAUUAAUCUGCAAAUAUUUUUCGCCACUUGUAAGGGCGCUUACUCCGUUCUGGCGGUCGCUUUGAGGCUAAAGUAAUGAAAUUAAAGUUGUGAAAAC
This is a messenger RNA of Zeugodacus cucurbitae (melon fly), 1292 nucleotides long. Its product is annotated as odorant receptor 59a-like. Gene Ontology annotation, molecular function: olfactory receptor activity; odorant binding. Gene Ontology annotation, biological process: sensory perception of smell; detection of chemical stimulus involved in sensory perception of smell. NCBI's taxonomy places the organism in Eukaryota, Metazoa, Arthropoda, Insecta, Diptera, Tephritidae. The record is from RefSeq and is a predicted model, not a curated record. Bases 114 to 1271 code for a protein of 385 amino acids. The transcript is spliced from 2 exons. Gene Ontology annotation, cellular component: plasma membrane.